This is a messenger RNA of Orcinus orca (killer whale), 822 nucleotides long. RefSeq names its product sperm-associated antigen 11A-like. Gene Ontology annotation, biological process: antimicrobial humoral immune response mediated by antimicrobial peptide. NCBI's taxonomy places the organism in Eukaryota, Metazoa, Chordata, Mammalia, Artiodactyla, Delphinidae. The record is from RefSeq and is a predicted model, not a curated record. Gene Ontology annotation, cellular component: extracellular region.
UAGAAAGCAUUCAUCACAGUCUGAGAAAAGUUUGCGGAAAGAAAUGACAGUCAUACAGAUGUCAGAGCUGGAAGGGAAUGAAUGCUUUUCUAUGGAAACCCCACACUUUACAGAGAGAGGAAACCACGCUCCCAAGAAACGCCACUGUCCUGCAGUGCAAUUGACAAUCACAGUCAUAGCAGUUAUUCAUCCUGACACUGGCAUUCCUCCAGCUUUCACAGAGAGCCGAUUUUACAGAGGAAAACUGAGCCAUAGCCAGAUUUGCAGCCCAUCCCUUCACUCGGCUGUCCUCCCCAAAAAGCCAUGACAGAGCUGAGAUGACAUGGCAUCAGAGAGUACACCCCAUUUGGAGCUGAGAUAUUGCGCAAGGUUGUUUUUUAAAUCAGGGGACAUUCCACCUGCAAUCAGAAAUGUUAUCUGUUUUAUGCAACAUGGACCCUGCAGACUUUUUUUCUGCUAUUCUGGUGAGAAAAAAGCUGAAAUCUGCUCUGAUCCCUGGAAUAGGUGCUGCAUACCACAUACAGAGGAAGAAAAAAAUAAAAAAUACAAUAAACCAGAGAUGGAUGGCGGAUCUAGCACCUAAAAUGUAAGCUUCCAGAAGGCAGAUGGGAUCUUGAGGUAUCCUAAGGGCUUAGAAGAAUGUGUGGCUUGUAGUAGGUGCUCAAUAAAUAUUUGUUGAAUGACUCCAGUACCAGUGAUGAAGGUCUUAUAAAAGAUUUUUCCUAAAAGCUUACCUAGUUUGUCUUUUUCUGUUUGUUUUUUUUUUAAAGAGUCUCAGAGGGGCUUCCCUGGUGGUGCAGUGGUUGAGAGUCUGCCUGCCGA